Molecule: messenger RNA, 1152 nt
Organism: Rotaria sp. Silwood2
Lineage: Eukaryota; Metazoa; Rotifera; Eurotatoria; Philodinida; Philodinidae
Source: the annotation of a GenBank genome assembly
AUGUUCUCAUCAUUUGCUGACGGUAUGCAUCCACAUCAACAUUUUCCACUUAUGCAAUUAUCUGAUCGACAACAAAUGCAAAUUCCAACUGGUUAUCAUCCACAACAACAACAACAGGCACCAUUACCACAUAUGAUGCCACAAGCACAACAAGUCCAUCAUUUAAUUCCACAAUCACAAGCAGCAUCAACACAAAAUCGUGAUCAUCAUCAGCAUUCUCAUCCAGCUAAAGAAAUGAAUAAACCAAAAGGUCGAAUGAGUGCAUAUACAUUUUUUGUACAAAAAUGCCGAGAUGAACAUAGAAAAGCUUAUCCAAAUGAGAAUGCUAAUUUCAGUGAAUUCUCAAAGAAAUGUGCCGAAAAAUGGAAGACAAUGACUGAUACAGAAAAAUCCAAAUUUGCUGCACAAGCUGAAAUAGAUAAACAGCGAUUUGAACGUGAAAUGGCUGCUUAUCAACCCGGUGAAAAACGAAAAAAGAAAAAAAAAGAUCCAUUGGCACCAAAAAGACCAUUAUCGGCAUUUUUUCAUUAUUGUAAAGAAGAACGUCCUAAAUUAAAAGCAUUAAAUCCAAGUUUAUCUGUUGGUGAAAUAGCAAAAGAAUUAGGUGAUCGAUGGAAUCGUACAGCACCUGACGGAAAACUAAUUUAUGAAGAAGCAGCACAACGAGAUAAAGAAAGAUAUGAAAAAGAAAUGAAUGAUUUUAAAUCAGCUAAUAAAAAAGCAGCGAAAUUAAAUUCAUCAUCUCAGGCAUUAGCACAACAACAACAAACUCACCACUCCGAUCAACAAGUCAGAAUACAUCAAGAUUCACAACAACAACAACAGCAACAGCAACAACAACAACAACAGCAGCAACAACAACAACAACAACAACAACAGUACUCUCCUGUACCAUACCAAUUACCGCCGUUCAAUCCAAUGCAAUCUUUUCAACCACAAGUUCAAAUGCAACAAUUUCAAGCAUUACAACAACAACAAUUACAACAACAUCUUCAACAUCAAACUUACCAAACUUUAACAACAGCUAAUACAAAUUCAGCAAAUAAUAAUAAUAAUAAUAAUAAUUCAAAUAAUAAUAAUGGUGAACAACAACAUGAUGAUGAUGAUGAUGAUGACGAUGAUGAUGAUAAUGAAUCUGAAGUUGAAGAAUAA